AUGAACGCCGUGCUGUGUCAGGUCAUUGCAUUAAUUCCAGUCAUGUAUGCAGGAAAAGUCACUUCUUGGCAUCGUUUUGACAGACAGGUUACGCUGCACAGACUAAAGGCAAGAGAGCACCCCUUCAGCACGCAGCCGUCUCUUAAUCCAGAGACAUGUGCAAGUCUCUGUGCCCAGGACAGACUGUGUGCUGCAGUCACCUUCCUGGAGGGUUCGUGCAGCAUGUACAGAUCUUCUCUGACAUCCUCUGGGAAAUCUGUCCUUGGAGCCAAGCACUUCAUCAAGGCAGGCGCUCUUCCUGAUCCAGACCCAUGCCCUGCAUCUAUUGGUUACACAUCUGUAUUGUCUCCACGGUUGUGCUACAAGUAUAUUCCAAUAUCCAACACUUGGACUUAUCAAACUGCACAGUGUCAAGCUGAAGGUGGCCGCCUGAUGGUCCUCAACAGUCAGGAGAAACAGGAGUACAUUGCCUCAUUCCAGAGUCAAGCUGAUGUGUCAAACAGUUUCUUCAUUGGAAUGCAGAAAGUCAACAACGUGUUUACCUGGCAGGAAGGUUCCACUUUUGCCUGGAAAUGGUACCCAGGCGAACCGAGCAACUAUGGCAACUGCGUACAGUUGCUAAGAGGUGAAUUGUCGGACUUAUCUUGCAACUAUAAUCUUCGUAGAGCUGUCUGUGAGAUACCUCUGUGAAAUCGGAGACUAGUAAGGAGUGAGAAGUCAGCUUUAGACUUUCAGAAUCUAAUAUGAUAAUGUGAACUACAACUGUGAUGUUGCGAGAUACAGUGAUGUCUCUGUUUGCUUGCUUGCAGUUUGCCUAUGGUGAAUUGUCGGACAUAUGCACUACAAUAGAAAUCUAAAGCUGCCAGUGAGAUGUUUCUGUAAAAUCUGAGAUACUAGUAAUGAUCAGUGAGAAAUCAUUGUUAGAUUUAGAUAAGUGAAUAAUGUCACAAGACUUAAAGAAACGCUGAUAAUGAAUACAGACUCUUGCAUUAUUCAUAUGUGCUAUAAAAUGGAUUACCAAAUAGCAUGUACUCGUAAAUACUCUUUUGUACCGUAAUCCAAAAAUAACAUCUAUUCAAAGACAGAAAA
Messenger RNA from Haliotis rubra (blacklip abalone), 1089 nucleotides. RefSeq lists its product as uncharacterized. The coding region runs from base 1 to 690 and encodes 229 amino acids. Gene Ontology annotation, molecular function: signaling receptor activity. The record is from RefSeq and is a predicted model, not a curated record. Lineage: Eukaryota; Metazoa; Mollusca; Gastropoda; Lepetellida; Haliotidae. The transcript has 3 exons.